AUAAGCCGGGCGCCAAAACAAAUAAGCCGGAAUCAAAGAGUACCCUUUCCAGCCUUCCGUACCAAACAAAAUUGAAUCUCUCUUCCGCACAAACAACCUCUCACGCCCCAAAGCCACACACAAAACAUUUACCUUUUCCAACCCUUCAAUUCCCUAAACAUUUUUCUUUUCCUUCGAACUCCAAUUCCCUCACCAGAACACGGUCACCAUUGUUUUCCCUUUCAACAACAUUCGCCAUCCUUUCGCGACGAAGAGAAAAAAAAAAGGGGUGUUAGGGUUUCGAUUCUCUGCGACGCUCUCCGCAUUGCGCUACCCUGCACCUUCCUCACCAUAUCGCGCGCCUCUCUCACUCCCCUACUGUUUUUCCGCUCCCCACCCCCUCUCUCUGUGUUGCGAAAAUUAGGGUUCAUAGGUUUGGGGCUAAUUCUUCUUCCGAUUUCGAACCGAGCGCAAUCGUAAAGAGAGAAAAUGUACGCUGAUCGCGUGGAGGGUGGAGCAAGGAGGCCAGUGAAGGAACGCCUUAAUGAUGUGAAUGGUGUCAGUGGCUCUACUCGCCCGCAGCAGCAGCGUCAAAUCACUGGCAAGAGGUCAAGGCAAGAUGACAAGUGGGAACAUGAUCUCUUUGACAAUGACGAACCCCGGAUCACUAAUCGCAAAGUUAGUGCUCAAGAUCUUCGCCUCAAGCUUCAAAGGAAGGGUCUUCAACCUGCAUCUCAGAGUGGAAAGAGUUCUGCCCCAAACGUGCUGGAUCUCCGUGAAAGGCUAUCAGGGACAAUGGCACCACAACCUACAAAUUAUGAUCUGCCUAAGACAAAAGUUAUUAAACCAAGCAGUAAAAGUGUUGGUGUUGAGGCUCCUGCAGUGCAGAUCAAAAGGCCAGCUGACCCAGCUCCUAAAAAGUCAUGGAAGGCUGGUCCUUCAGUUGAUGAAUUUUUGCGGUCCUUGGGUCUCGAAAAGUAUCUCAUAACUUUUCAGGCUGAAGAAGUUGAUAUGACAGCUCUCAAUCAUAUGACUGAUGAAGAUCUCAAGGCUAUGGGCAUACCAAUGGGACCAAGAAAGAAGAUACUUUUAGCACUGGAGUCGAAAGUCUAACAUUUAGUUAUGGAAUUGAUUUUCUAAGCUGGAUGGUGGUGGGAGGAGAUCAGGAUCUAAAAACCAAGUGUAAUAGCAUAGUUCUUUGAUUAUUUUCGUUUUUAAUAUUUUCCCUUACUUUUUAGACAUUAAUCAAGUUAAUUUUGGUGUUUAUUUUGCUAAACCCCGUCAAUCUCCUGAAACUCUCUUAUAAUGCAAUUAAUGGAUUUGAGAGUUUACCUUUUGAAUCAAUCUGUUGGAUGCCUCAAGCGCAAAUGAUGUAAUGCUAGGAACAGAAUGGAUGAUACUUUUCAACACCGAGGUUGAUAUCAAAAUGCAAAGUCAAACAUGGAUGAACUAAUUUGUUUCAAGUGAUUUAAAUUGAAAUGCUUGCGGCAUUAGCUCGUG
Glycine soja is the source of this 1479-nucleotide messenger RNA. RefSeq names its product ankyrin repeat and SAM domain-containing protein 6-like. Gene Ontology annotation, molecular function: protein binding. The coding region runs from base 469 to 1092 and encodes 207 amino acids. The record is from RefSeq and is a predicted model, not a curated record. The transcript is spliced from 6 exons. NCBI's taxonomy places the organism in Eukaryota, Viridiplantae, Streptophyta, Magnoliopsida, Fabales, Fabaceae.